UGUCGCUUCUCUCUUUAUAUAGGACUCUACUCUGUACUACAGUGUGACUCCUGCAACUGCCUGCAACGUCCUGACCACGUGUAGUGUAUCGAAUUGCUUUCUAUUUCUUUUUACGAUCAUCAUCUGACAUUGUGUAUUACUGUGAUAACUGCUGAGUCAUAUUGAGUCGUGCUUCAAUAAAAGAUAAAAUAAUUAAUCAUCAAAAAUGAGUGAAAGUCCACCGAAGUAUCGUAGAAAUGCGAGGAAUAAAGUUAUUAAGAAAUUAGUUCGCCAACAUAGAAUUCAAUUAAAACGCAACGAUUUAAGAAAACGAAUAACCGCAAUUUACAAGGCAGAAUCUUCAUUCGAUGAAGAAAAUAAUGAAGAAAUUAAUGUACUGCCUAUUCCAGAGAUUAAUAAUAAAAGCAUUCUUUUAGAAACAAGUAGUUCUGAAUUAUCAACAAGAUCUGAUACAUCUAAUUAUUGUCUCCUUGAAAAUACUCGUGAAAAUUUACUUAAAAAACUCGUUAGUGAAAGGAAGAAGGCUGUGAAAAAGGCUGAGGAGAAAAAUGUUAAAUUACUCACUGCACAUUCACAACUACAAUCAUCAUCGCAAGAGCAAUUUAAAUCCAAUUAUGUGAAGAAUCCAUGUGCAUCUGAAAAUAUAAAAUCUCCAAAAAAGAAUGUGCUCCAAGAAUUAUAUGAUAAUGCUAAGAUAAAGGCCAAAGAAAAAAUAAAAAAACCUGAAAGUUCCAUGUCUUUUGCAGGAACCUCAAAAACUUCAUCAUGUACUUCAGAAAAUCAGUCAACAUCACUUUCUUUUGAAGAACACAUAUCUAUUGCAAGUCCCUCGAAAGUAUCUGAUAUUUCAAGAAAAUCUGAUGAUUUAGAAUUUGAAGAAUACAAUCAGAUAAAUCCUCCGUUUCAUUCACCGAUGAAAGAUACUUCACUAUUUACAAAAGAAGAGAGCAGUCCAUUUUCCUCUAGGAAAAAGAAGUUAGAUCCACCUGUUCAUAAUUUAACAAAGGAUCUUAAUGCAUCAGAUUCUGAUAAACGUUUAAAAAUAGUAGAAAAAAUAUUAUAUGACAUUAACAGCAAAAUUGACGUACUUAUGAUGAACCUAGCAAACUUAAAUAAAAGUCUGCUUCCAGAACAGGCUGUCAUCAAUAGACCUCCAAAUCUACCCCCUCUGCCUUUAAAUGAUAUUAAAAGACUUGAAGAGUUUGAGAAAUUUAUAUCUAAAGAUGUAAAUCUUUCAGCAGCGUGCUAUUACUUCAAGACUUUAGUUUUGGAAAAUGAAGAGAAAACUGCUGUAUCAAAACUUAUGACAAAAUUGAUGACCAAUUCCUUGGCCAUACAUUUCAAUUUUGAUGGUCAGAAUCCUCAAAAUACUCUGAAAAUUAAAAGAUCAUUUAAACAGUUGAAACUAUGGGAAUUAGUUCAAGGAGUGAUACUAAUAAAAUUUCCGAACAGUGAUUUAUCAGAAACUUUAACUACAGUCAGGAAUUGGCUACGAAAUGCUGCUUGGCGUAAGCAAUAAGAAGCGCUGUCAUUUAGUCACUUUUUGUUACUUUUUUUUUACAUGUCACUAAAAUAUCACUGUUAUCCAAAAAGAGUUACUAUUAUCACCUUUUUUGUGCAAUUUGUGACAUAUUAUAUUAUUGGUAGUUUGUAUUUUGUUUCAUGUGCAAUUUGUGACAUAUAUUAUUGGUAGUUUGUAUUUUGUUUCAUGUGCAAUUUGCAAAGGAUUAUAUUAUUGGUAGUUUGUUAGAUUUUAUAACGCUAUAGCAACUUGUCAUACAAGUUAAAUUUUAUUAUUUGUUAAAUUAAGUAAUAAAAUUUUAGUUAUUUUUAUUAUUUAAAAAAAAAGUUUUUCAAAUAACUGUAUUGAAAUUCAAUGAAACAUAUGGCGCCACGAAUACUUUAAUAUACAA
Molecule: messenger RNA, 1913 nt
Organism: Solenopsis invicta (red fire ant)
Lineage: Eukaryota; Metazoa; Arthropoda; Insecta; Hymenoptera; Formicidae
Exons: 5
Coding region: 206-1519 (437 amino acids)
Source: RefSeq, a predicted model, not a curated record